Messenger RNA from Lodderomyces margitis, 888 nucleotides. RefSeq lists its product as uncharacterized. The record is from RefSeq and is a predicted model, not a curated record. The coding region runs from base 1 to 888 and encodes 295 amino acids. Lineage: Eukaryota; Fungi; Ascomycota; Pichiomycetes; Serinales; Debaryomycetaceae. The transcript has a single exon. Gene Ontology annotation, cellular component: Mis6-Sim4 complex.
AUGUCGCCAGAACAUUCGCACCGAUACACUAGGACGUUUAUUGAUAGUCAGUUGAGCCUUCUACGGAAACCAUUAGUCAUAGAUGAAUCUGUUUCCGAGGUACUAUCAAAUCAGGAAAGUGGAAUAAGUCAAUCUCAAUUACAAGACAUCCUCAACAAAGUCAAUGCGUCAUUGAAUACUAGGUAUGAUGAGAUAUUUUCACCUCAGCGGAACAACCAGGUAAUUGAGAGGGUCGCAGGAAUGGAAAUACAAAAUCUACUCAAAGUUGAUCAGCAAAUCUUCAAGAUUCAUAAUCAGUUGCAAGAUUUUGAUGUAUCUGGUUUCAACACCUCAUCAACAGAUGAAUGGAGAAUAAAACUUCAAAGACUAGGCGAAAUGAUCAGAAACUUACCAGAGCCAAAAUACCUUUACUUAUUAGACAAUGGGGGUAAUUUACAUUACCUGGAGAUGAAACCUAAUACAGAUUGCAGUGAACGGGUCAAUAUAGCAUUGCUGCACCAAAAUAACUGCCGCCAAAAUGAACAGGUACAGUCUGAGCGUAGCACAAGAAAAAUAGAGUUAAGUAGUCUGUCGCCAAAGUCCAGCCUGUUGAAGGUGACAGAUGGUGAACUCGUGGCUGAAUUGCUAGCAAAGUACACCAGGUUGAGGAGUAAGUUAACCACGUUGAGUGAUACACUACAGUAUAAUUUUGAUAAAUUGGAAUAUCUCCGAGGGUUGAAUACCAAGAUGAAUGAAACGUUUAGUGCAGAGAAGCAACUUACAGACUCGACAGCCAAUAAAGAUGAGAGCCCCUGUUUUGACAACUUGCAAGAAGAAUUUGACAGGUUUAGGAUACUUGUGGAAAAGAUUGCAUACAAGUCUAGUCUAGAGGAUCUACGCAGCUCGUAG